Mercenaria mercenaria is the source of this 3193-nucleotide messenger RNA. RefSeq lists its product as uncharacterized. Lineage: Eukaryota; Metazoa; Mollusca; Bivalvia; Venerida; Veneridae. The record is from RefSeq and is a predicted model, not a curated record. The transcript has 5 exons. The coding region runs from base 74 to 1402 and encodes 442 amino acids.
ACAGGUUCACACUAGAUAAAACGGACAAGUAUGAUAUGAUUUACUCAAGCAUUAAGUUUCAUAAAUAUUUGAAAUGGAUUUAUUCUGCAAACUGUGGUUUAUAUUUUCUCUAAGUAUUCCAGUUUGUUCUCAGUUUGCUGGAAUUUUAAAAGCAUCUGUUCAGAUUUAUGACUUUAUUGACUCAAUAAAUUCCAACGAUCCAAAGCCUUUAACCAAGGCUGACGCAGAUUAUAUUAUAAAAGAACUUUCUGAAGAAAUUCAAACAUCGGAGACCAAUAUAAUACGUUCCAGUGUGAUGCAGUCUCGACUUGAGAGGAUAGAUGAUGCUGUUAUUCAAAUAAAAAAUUCACUACAGGACUUGACAAACUACCUUAACUCUUCAACAUCUACAAGAGAUAGUUUCAAGUCAAUAUUUAUCGUCAAUUACGAGAACGGGGAAAUAACCAGUAAACUUCGUUUUCUACCAACGCUGCUGACGUACCAGAAUCCUGCUCAAAAGGGCACACUUCUAUCCCUACUCGCGGCCAACUCACGUUGCAUCCUUACCACUGUAGAUAUAUUUAAAACGUUUUAUAAUAAUCUCAUGUCUAGCGGCAUUAGUAUCAACGUAGCUUACGAUUUUGUGAAAUUUAAUAUGUCGAAAGAAGCUGCCCUUAAAGAGUGGAUCAAUACAUCCAGGGAUAUCGAAGAAAAGUUUCAGACGGUAGAAAAUCAUUGCCAAUCACUGUUUACAACUUAUGCCACAAAAGACCUUAAUGAAGCAGUAAGUGCGCAUGCGCUACAUAUAAAGAACAAUGCAUGGAACCCUUGGAAAAAAAACGACGUUUUCUUCUCUAAGUCUUACGGCACGCAUCAGUUCGUAUAUCUUGAAUACGAGGACGAUACAGUCAUUUGGCAGAGAACAGAUACUAACGAUAAAGUUGCAGUUUUCUAUCAACCAUAUUUAUAUGAAUACAGGCUACCGUCAAACAUUCUGACAGAUUCAACCGAGCGCUUUAGGAGUACCAUCGAUGGUGAAGAUGACGAUUCUGCCGCAAAACAUGUCGCACAGUCUGUCGAAAAUAUGCUGAACCAAGACGGCUACAUUGUUGAAUCCUUGGUUGUUUUAUUUGACGACGGAGAAAGCGAAGAGGCCUUAGAUAUUGAUACGCCAGCUGUAAAAGCCACAAUAGACGACGUGAAGUUAACUUAUUGCUACGAAAAUCGUGUACAAUGCUCUAUUGAUGUCUUGGACAGCACUAAAUCAGCAAGCGGAAGUUUCAAAAUUUACGUCUACGCACAUUAUCCAAAUGCAACAAUUCAGCAUUCUAAACACCAUAUUGGUGCAGCAGACAAAUUAGCGAACAUUUCUGAUGUGCUCUUCCUUGUUGCCACUUUUUUGACAACAUUUACUGACUGGUAAAAAUAAAGAUGAAACAAAAAAUCUGCAUGCUACAGCUUAAUCUUAAAAUCUUGUCGAAAUAUUGUUAACUGACUAACAUUGUACAAACAAACUAUUUGAGAGGUGAAUUGUCAAUGCAUACAUGGACGAGAUUGAUUGUAGUCAUGUUGCUGUAUAUAUUCAAAUCGCAAAAGCAAUCUGACUUAAGUGCAUCUCCUAUUACGCUAUACUUAGGAUCUGAAGACGAGCUAUUGAUAGCCUCGUUCUAACGACCAUUCCGCUAGCCAAUCAAAGGCUUGCUUGCAACAUUUUGCAAACUUAAAAAAUACUUGAUUAUUGAUAAUUACAAUUCUUAUGUCGUAAUAUAUCAGAUAGCCGGUUAGCUCGGCUGCUAGGGCACUUGCUUACUAAGCGAGGGGUUUUGGGUUCGAGCCCUGGACUGAGUGCACAUUUUUAACCUCUGACAUUCGAUUAGGUCGUCUGAUUGGUUCAAAUAGAGACUUAUCCUAAGUUUUCUUUACACAAGGGAAACAAUCCGUUUAUAUAGUGAAAUUGUUGAUUAAACCCCGUUUCUUAAUCCUCAUACUGCCCAUGUUAUAUCAGUGCAAAGAAAAAUCACCUAUCUACGAUAAAUGCCAUGUAUGAUUACAUAGUAAUGAUUAUAAAUAUGACUGACAAGUUUAUCUAUACAGCAUGAGGCUAGACAUAAAAAUACUAAUGGAAAAUGUAUUUCAUAACCCUUUAGACCUAUCACAAAUUACGGACGGUUGCCAGCUCGAGUUUUGACUGACUUUUGACAAUUCAGCGUAGUACAUUUCAAAAUAUUCUGGAUAUUUAAGUCACAAAAGGGAGACGGGUACAAUACACUGCGUUCCCUGGUAAAAAUGUGCCUUUGAUGUUUCAUUUGUAGAAGAAAAUAGAAACAUAUAACGUGUCAGUUCCCCAGUUUCAAUCGUUGUUCGCGUAUAAGAAACAUGCAGAUCGGAAUAGGACUGGAUUACAAAACGCAGUACAACAGACAUCAAAACCAGUCUUUAUACUACGGCGUCGAAAACGAAAAAAAAUAAAAAUAAAUAAAAGCAAAAACAAAGUAAAAACAAAAAGUCGCAACGUCUUUAAUCAACAUGUGUUCUCCUUUAUUCGGUACAUGUACAUGAGUGUUUAAGCUUCAAACAUAUUUUAUCGGAUGAGACAGGUUAUGAAAUCCAUGAUAUCAAACGUUUGUAAUCUAGACUAGUAACUGACUUUUCAAACGGCAUCGUAGUUGUGAGGAUAGCGCAAAGCGGAUCAUAUUUUACGAGGACAAGAUACCGACAGCAAUAUACAGUAAAUUAAAGAUAGCAUUCCAAGGAAAUCCUCUGGCGCGGACACAGAGUAAGAUAUCUGGAUUGGGAAUAACAGGAAUAGGUAUAUGGAUACUUGUUGAUAAAAAUUCAGUUGCGAUGCAACACCUUAUCGAACUCGAGUCAGGAGAUUCAGCACUUAGUAAAUCGGCAUAUAUUCUUAUUGGAUUUGGACUACUCCUUACAUUUCUGUCUUCGAUUGUAUUUAUUGGAGGUUGCUGUUCCGAAAAACACGGAAAACGUUUAUUAAAAUUAUAUAUUGCAUUGGUGUCUAUAGUACUGUGUUUAGAAAUAGCUACCUGGAUACUAGUCACUGUCUAGUGUCUACAAAGAUAUGGUAAGAAAUGUUAUUUUUCUUCAUUAUUGAAGACUGGUGUGCUAAAAAGCAAACUUUUGUAUAGUACACAAUGAACUCUGACUAUACCGUAGUGUUUAAAUCUGUUCUUUUAAUUUCCAAUUAAAGUAUCGA